Messenger RNA from Arxiozyma heterogenica, 1170 nucleotides. RefSeq names its product actin-related protein 1 (gene ARP1). Bases 1 to 1170 code for a protein of 389 amino acids. The record is from RefSeq and is a predicted model, not a curated record. The transcript has a single exon. NCBI's taxonomy places the organism in Eukaryota, Fungi, Ascomycota, Saccharomycetes, Saccharomycetales, Saccharomycetaceae.
AUGUAUAGUGGUUUUCAAGAACCACUCUAUAACCAACCUAUUGUUAUCGACAAUGGAUCUAGUGUAGUAAAAGCUGGAUUUAGUGGUGAGGAUAAGCCAAAAGUCUUCGAAUAUAAUAUUGCAGGUAAAUCUAAAUAUGAUAAGGUUAUGCAUAACGGGUUGGCUGAUGAGGCAUAUGUGGGGAAUAGAGCACAAAAACAUAGAGGGAUCUUAAAAUUAAGAAAACCAAUGGAUCGUGGUGUUAUAGAACAUUGGGAUGAUAUGGAAAUGUUAUGGUCUCAUAUUUUUGAAGAGUCUUUACACUUAAACUGGAAGUUGAAUGGAUUAGAAGAAUACCCAUUAUUGAUGACAGAAGCUCCCUUGAAUCAUAUUAAGAAUAGAAAGAUAAUGUGUGAAGUAUUAUUUGAGAAAUUUAAUUUUGAUGCUUUAUAUAUUACAAUACCAAGUGUCUUGUCACUGUAUGCCAGUGGACAGACGACAGGGUGCGUAGUUGAUUGUGGUGAAGGCUAUUGUUCUUCAACACCAGUCUAUGAAGGAUUUACAUUGAAAUCUGCUAUACGAAGAAUUGAUCUUGGUGGGAAAGAUCUCACAGAGCAGUUGCAAUUUUAUAUUAGGAAGACCAAUGGGAUUUCAUUAUUUACCAGCAGUGAACAAGAAAUUGUACGAACUAUCAAAGAGAAAGCAGGUUAUAUUGCAUUAGAUUAUAAAACGGAGGAAAUGGAAUAUGAAGAAGACCUUUCAGACUCCAAAAUGGCUGAAUUUGUAUUACCUGACGGACAAGUUGUAUCAAUUAAAAAGGGAAGGUAUAGAAUCCCGGAAAUAUUAUUUAAUCCAUCAAUCAUUCAUUCUGAGUAUGAGAGUAUAUCUACAAUAACAUCACAAUCAAUAAAUCUGGUAGAUAUGGAUCUUCGGCAAAAUCUAAGAUCAAAUAUUGUGUUAAGUGGUGGUAGUACAAUGUUUAAAGGGUUUGGAGAGCGGUUUAUAAGUGAAAUGCAUUAUUUAUCCAAGGAUCUAGAUUCAAAUAUUAGAAUUUUGGCACCACCAAAAAGAAAAUAUACUGCAUGGAUAGGUGGUUCAAUUUUUGCCAAUUCGUUUGCUUUCAAGAAAUUGUUAUUAGACAAGAGGUCGUGGAUUGAAGAUCCGGGUGUAAUCUCUACAAAAUUCCUAUGA